Messenger RNA from Erinaceus europaeus (western European hedgehog), 1869 nucleotides. RefSeq names its product layilin (gene LAYN). The record is from RefSeq and is a predicted model, not a curated record. NCBI's taxonomy places the organism in Eukaryota, Metazoa, Chordata, Mammalia, Eulipotyphla, Erinaceidae. The transcript has 8 exons. Bases 109 to 1608 code for a protein of 499 amino acids. Gene Ontology annotation, molecular function: hyaluronic acid binding.
CUGUAAAUUGAGGAACAGCAGCUGUCCUGAUUUGUAGCCACAGUGCUCUCUUCAUCAAGUACCAAAAAAGCCAGACUGUGCUUUUGCUCGGCCCCGUGCCUAAGGCAAAUGGAGGGUCUCCCGUGGAAGCUCGCAGUGGGGCAGGGAGCCAGCUCCAUUCUCCGCUCGCUCCCCUCGGGCGGGCCGAGGGUGUCUGGCGCCCUAGGCGCUGGAAAAGGCAGCUGGGGGGGGCGGGCCAGCCGGUCCGGCUGCCCUCCCUGCUGUGACGUCCGGGAGGGGGGGCGGGGGGCGACAGGCUGGCUCCCCGCCCUCCCGGCCUCCUCCGGGUGUCAGGUCGGUGGGUCCUCUGGAGAUGCUCCCUCCGCCUUUGCAGUCGUGGUGCAAGAGGGUGCCGGACCGCCUGCUCCACCGCGGAAGCGCCGGGGUGUCCGAGGGCGCGCCCACCCGAGCCGGGCCAUGCAGCUGGGAGCGGCUCUGCGGGCCGUGGUGCUGGCCGCGCUACUGGCGGGGCCCCGGGGCGCGGCCGGUCGUCUGCUGAGCGCAGUCCCGGACUUGGACCUCAGAGGAGGGCAGCUGGUCUGUCGGGGAGGAACACAGAGGCCUUGUUAUAAAGUCAUUUACUUCCAUGAUGCUUUUCGAAGGCUGAAUUUUGAGGAAGCCAGAGAAACCUGCAGGAGAGAUGGGGGCCACCUAGUCAGCAUCGAGUCUGAAGCUGAACAGAGAAUGAUAGAAAAUUUAAUUGGAAACCUCCUGGCUUCCGAUGGCGAUUUCUGGAUUGGACUCAGGAGGCAUGAAGAGAAACGAAACAACAGCACAGCCUGCCAGGACCUGUAUGCUUGGACUGAUGGCAGCACAGCAGCAUUCAGGAACUGGUAUGUGGAUGAGCCUUCCUGUGGCAGUGAGGUCUGUGUGGUCAUGUACCAUCAGCCAUCAGCAACCCCGGGUAUCGGGGGCCCCUACAUGUUUCAGUGGAAUGAUGACCGAUGCAACAUGAAGAACAACUUCAUUUGCAAAUAUUCUGAUGAGAAACCAACACCCACUUCGACAAGGCCUGAAGGUACAAGAACUGAGUCAACAACAUCCAUACUUCCAGAAGACACAGAGAAAGAAGAUGCCAAAGAAACAUUUAAAGACAAUAAAGAAGCUGCCUUGAAUCUUGCCUACAUCCUACUUCCCAGCAUUCCCCUUUUCCUCCUCCUGGUGGUCACCACCGUUCUAUGCUGGGUUUGGAUUUGUAGAAGGAGGAGACAGGAGCAGUCCAGCCCCGGCCUGAAGGAGCCACACCCUACCUGGCCCUGCCCUCAGCAAGGGAGCAGCCCUAACCUGGAGAUUUACAAUGUCAUACGGAAACAGAGUGAGGCUGACUUGACUGAAACUCGGCCAGACUCAAAGAACAUUUCAUUUCGCGUGUGCUCAGGAGAAGCCACCCCUGAUGACAUGUCUUGUGACUAUGACAAUAUGGCUGUGAACCCAUCUGAGAGUGGAUUCGUGACUCUGGAGAGCAUGGAGAGUGGCUUUGUGACCAAUGACAUUUAUGAGUUCUCCCCAGAACGACUAGGGAGGAGCAAGGAGUCUGGAUGGGUGGAAAAUGAAAUCUAUGGUUAUUAGGGUGCACGGAGAGGAGCUUGAACUGACAAGGAGAGAAAGAAUCAGAAUUCUCUUGUUUCCCAGAAAGAACAUAUUCUCAAGGUCUACAGAAAUGCUGAGACCAGACCCCAGGGAAAAGCAUGUGGCCCCCAUUAGCCCCUGCUGGAUCUCCAAGUUUAUACUGUAACCCUUAUUUCAGUCUCUCCCAAGCCUGACCUUCUGAGGAAGCACUUUAUUUAAGGCCCAUCAUGGGUAGAAAAAUAAAUGUCACUUGAUUUGUUA